UCAUCAUGAUGUGGCUGAGAUAAUACUCGGAAGUCCAGAAGCAAACCAUGAGGAAUCAAACAUGACGGACGGAGAAACUUCUGAUAAGUCAAAACAUGAUGAAGAGUGAUAGUGGUGAUUCAUCCUUAUCAGAGACAGAAGAAGAGAUAGGGGAUAUUAGUGAGAAUGAAACUGUAACAUCCCGAGUUGUGAUAUGUGAAAAGGCUUAAGAGAAUUGAUUUGGCUACCUAUGUCACCAAAGUUGACUUACCUUUUCCGGAACACAUCCUGAAAGAACUCCAGAGUUAAGCGUGCUUGAGCUGGAGUAGUGGAAGGAUGGGUGACCUAUCGGGAAGUGAUUUGCGAUAGCGUGCGAGUGAGGCCAAAGCACGGGGAAAGGUCGGGUGGUGAUUGCAGGGUUAGUAAAUAAUGAUUUCGAGCCUUGGAAAAUUAACGACCGACCGUCAGAUGGGAUGGGGCCCACGGGCCGAGAGAGCGGGCGUGGGUGGCCCAUUAGCCGUGGGCGGUCGGGGCGUUACAGAAACAAUGAUGGUGAAAGGUGAUCUUCAUGAUGAAGAAGUAGGUACUUCUUCCCAGCCUUCUUUUGGAGGAUUAGAAAUCCAUGUUCCAAGAGGGGUGGAUGAGGAUUAUAACAACGAUGUAGCGCCUGCUUUCAUUACUGCACGCGCCUCGCUGGAGGACUUAGCAAGUCAUGAUCUUUCUGGUUUGGUGGAGGACCACCACGUAGAACUUGUUUACGAUAUGAGUCCUCGUUCUGGCAGUAGGUUCCCAUCCUUUUCUUCCGUGUCGUCUGAUUACAAACCAGACCUACCUGGAAAGAGUGCGGAAGAAGUACAUGAAAAUGCAGACAAUGGAGGUGAAACUUAUUCUGAGAGCAUAGGUCCUGCGGAAAUUCAUUCCACUUCUGAUGAGAUUGAGAGAAGUACAAGGGAAGUAGGAGAGAGUAGCUCACUUGUUGAAGGAGAGGUUGGAAUUGAUGGUCAAAAGAAUUCAACUGUUUCCGGGUCUGAAUCUGAGGAAGUAGUAUCUACAGGGAUGCUUGAACAACAUCUCCCAGUUGCGCCUACAAAUUCACCUUUGGGAUAUGGCGACACGAGGGAGCAUGUGACAACACUGGAAGAAUCACCUGAUGUGGUACAUGACAUAGCUGAAACUUCAGUUAACAGAUCAGUAGCUGAAGGGAUAAUGCACGAGGAAGAGGAUAAACAAAAGGACAAAACAAAUCCUCAAACAUUCAAUGCAGACAUCCCAAUAGACAGUUACUCCACUCUAUCUUCUGGAGCAGUUGAGUACGCUGAGACGCAUUCAUUUAAUGAUGAAGAUGUUUCGCAGUCGGAACAAGAUGCAGUUCAGUCAUCAGUUUCCAAUCAAACUAUGGAUAUUGAAGUAGACUCUGUGAAUGCUAGUAUCCAAAAUGUGGGAUCCGGAGAAACGACUCCUUAUGAAUCAGAUAGAGAACUGACCUGGUCUGAUAAAUCUGUGGUAGAAAAAUCAUCAUCACCUGAACAUGGUGAAGAUCAAGCACCAGCUCGUGCAGCUCCUGUUAGUGUGGUCUUUUCCUGGAACAUCACUUUCCACGAGUAUCAUGAUGCUCCUAAGGAUACAGCCGAUUUAUCUUGUUUGACAUCCGACACAUCCUCAUCUCCAGCAGAGUCUCCCGAGUACACAACACCUAUGGUUGGUGAAGGCUCAAGGGCGGAGUUCUUCCAAGAGACUGUUUACGACGAGCUUGACCAUGUGGUCGAGCGAUUAGAUCAGCUUACGGAUUUACAUGCAAUACCUCAAACUCCUCCUGAAGUAAUCACUGAAGAGGCAGACGAGAUCAAAGAGAUUGACGAAGGAUUGUUGUCUGAACUCGACACGAUUGGGGACUUUAGUGUUAAGGAAGUUGUGACAGAUUCUGAACCUGGGCCAUCUUCGAUAGGAUCAGACACUGCCAACGAACUGACGGAAGCUCUACCUGUUCUGGAAGCAAGAUCGGUUGAAGACAUAGAAUCUGCCUUCCAGCAGAUCCAUGAAGGAUCUGAGGUUGAUGAUGUUAUUCUUCCUAGUACCGUUCAAGACCAGUUGGCUCUAAGGGAAUUAUAGAACCGAGUCAGACUUGACAGUUGUGGAAGCUACAUCGAAGGAUGAUCUAGAUACUGCUAUGAACCAGGCUGUUGAAGAGAGCAUGGGGAGGCAGCCAAAGUCGCCAGAGUCGGAAGGUGGGUCUGGAGAAACCAAGAGUGCAGUUGAAACCGAAUCAUCAGGGUCUUUAGUUGAAGAAAGGUCUCUUGAUGAGGCACAAAUGAUCAUCUGAACAACACACCUGAGAAAGAAGAAAAGGAAGAGGAAGAUGCAACCACAUCCGAUGUAUGGUCUAUUGAAACUCGAUCACUGGAGGAAAUCCCAAAACCUUCUGAACCAAAAGAGGGGAUGGCAACGGAAGUAAUCGCUGAAAGAGUACAGAUUGCCGCUGAAGGGAUUGAGUCUAGUAAUGUAACACUAAGGGGAUGAAGUUGUCACUGAGGAACCAAAAGCUGAGACCUCAAGCAACUCUGAUGUGAUUGUAACGAGUCAUGAGUCUAAAGAGACUCCUGAAACUUCAGAACCAGAAAGAAAAACAGAGAAGGAGGAGAAGAAGGAGAAGAGUUCCAAAUCUUCAAGCUCAAGCUCUAGUUCGAGUGACUCAGAUUGAGAAAUGGAAGGGUAUACAUCUCAACUCAAGUAAAACAUAUGUUUGUUACGCGGUAAUGAUUGGCACUUCUGGGUUUUGUGUGUGUUUCAUCAAACUGUGUGCUCUGUUUUUAAAAAGGGCAAGAAGAAGCCGCUUAUCAUUUCUCCUUUUUGUUGGUUUUUGUGUGUCUGUGUUUUCCUCUUUUCUCUUGCUUUCAGCUUUCAUAUUUUUCAAAUUCAGAGAAAACAACAAAAAAAAAAAAGUAA
Messenger RNA from Raphanus sativus (radish), 2922 nucleotides. RefSeq lists its product as uncharacterized. Lineage: Eukaryota; Viridiplantae; Streptophyta; Magnoliopsida; Brassicales; Brassicaceae. Bases 409 to 2088 code for a protein of 559 amino acids. The transcript has 2 exons. The record is from RefSeq and is a predicted model, not a curated record.